Molecule: messenger RNA, 1222 nt
Organism: Vicia villosa (hairy vetch)
Lineage: Eukaryota; Viridiplantae; Streptophyta; Magnoliopsida; Fabales; Fabaceae
Product: chromo domain-containing protein LHP1
Exons: 6
Coding region: 75-929 (284 amino acids)
Biological process (GO): heterochromatin formation
Cellular component (GO): nucleus
Source: RefSeq, a predicted model, not a curated record
UGGGGUGUUUGACAGAAAAAGUAAGAAACAGGUGUGUCUGUUUUGAUGUGUUGGUGGUAGGAAAAUAGGAAGAAAUGAGAAAGACGAAGAAGAGCAGCAGUACUACUUCAGAUUCAGACUAUUGUCAACAACAACCUUUAACUACUACUGCUGCUGCUGCUGAAGAAGAAACAACUCCUCCUCCUCCUAAGCUUGACGAUGGUUUCUAUGAAAUUGAAAGGAUUCGCCGUAAGAGGAUCCGAAAGGGUGAGCUCCAGUACCUCAUUAAAUGGCGUGGGUGGCCCGAAACUGCUAACACUUGGGAGCCUCUUCAAAAUCUACAAUCUGUUCCGGAUCUCAUUCAUGCAUUUGAAGAAAGCCUCAAAUCUAGUGCUGCCACUGGAGGUGGAAAACAUCAUCAUCGCAGCAAGGGGAAACGCACCACCACUCUUCCACCUCCCCCUCAACCACCACAACCUCCCACCGUGUCUACCGACUCUGCCCUCCAUGCAGACAACAACCUAGCACCACAUUUCCAACAAACUGUCAUUUCAACGCCUGACAAUGCUCAAUCCAACGGGGAUCCGCUUCAAACUGACCGCACCAGAGGAGCCAAAAGGAGAAAACCUGCUUCCGUUAAGAGGUUCAAGAAAGAGGAAUGUGCAUCUCAAACUAUUGAUGCAAACAAUGCAGCUGCUAAUGAUGUCUCUGCUGCUGGUAAGCCUGAACCGGCCUGGACACAAAAUGCAUGCAAUAUUGUCAAGAUUCUAAAGCCAAUAGGCUAUUCCGCUUCUCUGUCUUCCUACAUGCAGGAUGUUUCAGUCACCUUUAUGGCUAUGAGGUCUGAUGGAACAGAAGUGAUGGUGGAUAACAAAUAUCUCAAGACAAGCAAUCCUCUUCUGCUUAUCAAUUUCUAUGAGCAGCAUCUCCGAUACAAUCCAAGUUCUUAACUGAAUAGAGUAUUAUUGAAGGUGGUGGUUUCUCGUGUGAUUAGAUCUUCCUUUUUUGUUGUUGUUAGUUAUAUAUAUAUAUAAUGAGUUGUAGAUGCAGGGGAUAGUAAAGGUUUAGGAAAUAUGUUGUUGGUUAGUGUAUGACUAUAUAACCAAAUCUUACUAGACUUGUUCUAAACUAGCUAUUCUACAUCAUGUUUUUAUCCCCUUUACGCGUGAGAACAGACUUGCCUCGAUGUAUCUUUGGUUGUGCAUUGAACAUCAUUGAAAUUUGGUGUGUUAAUAUUGUUUCA